This is a messenger RNA of Cylindrotheca closterium, 750 nucleotides long. NCBI's taxonomy places the organism in Eukaryota, Bacillariophyta, Bacillariophyceae, Bacillariales, Bacillariaceae. The record is from the annotation of a GenBank genome assembly.
AUGCCAUCCCUUCCCAAACUAAAAAAGACCAAGAAAGAAAAAGAGCCAAAAGAGCUCUCCAAUCCAGAAAAAAUCUUGCACGAUUCCAUCACCGAGGCCGAUGUCAGCGACGACUUUUUCUUUACGACACGUAGAGUCCGGUUUUCCGCCAGUGUGAGACAAUGCACUGUCAUAUGCCUCGAAGACUACAGCGAAGCCGAACGAAAAUUGACCUGGUACGACAAGGACGACAAGGCGGAAAUCAACAAAAAGCACGAUAAAAUGGUCCGCCGAUAUGAAGCGGGCAAACGGUGCAAGCGAGGAAUGACGUACCGCGGAUUGGACGCUUGGACUGAUAAGGGUCAUGAUAAGUUUGAAGCCACCGUUAGCAAGCUGUUGUCUGCCGUAAUGGACGAACAGGAUGCCCAAUGGACGGAAAACUACGAUGAUCCCGAACGACUGGCAAUGGCAUCCGAGUCCGUCUCCAAAGAAAACGUCGAACAAGCUUUGCAAUAUGCUGUGGAGGAUGAACUUGAAGCCCAAGAAGCCUACAAGAGUGGUCUCAAAGAUGAGGCUGGAAUUGAUGAGAUUGAGGAUUCCACUCGGACAAUGUCGACCUUAAUGGUCAGAAAGAAACAGUCUCGAAGAAGGAGAAGCAGUGCCCUCCACAAAAAAGAAAAAGAAGGACGGUCAGCAGCAGAUAAGGACGAGAAGAAUAAACGAAGAAAAAGCAAACGUAAAUCAGCCUCCAAAAAGAAGUCUGCCCAGUGA